UCAACUGACUAUAAAGGUGGUAAAUAAUACAUGUUUUUUUCGCAGACUGCAUAGACCCAUUAGAGAUACUGAAAUACAAGACGUUUCUAUUCUCCUCCUCUCCCCGGCAGGAGGAGCGCUUCUCUCUGGACCACUCCUCCCUGUAUGUAACGGAGGCGCGCACCCACGCCCGCUCCCGUGACGCAGCGCAUCCCCGUGCGCACAGAUGCUGGAGUAGAAGCGACAGGCGCGCUCAUCUCGGUGGGACUGAACGCGUCGAAGACCGGAGACGGGGGAGAAGAUCACCCGGUUUGCGUCCGUCAGGAGCCUCAGACGGCGGGGAACGAUGCUUAUAACGAGUCUCUCCGCUGGCAGCAGGACUUGAAAAGCUGCGGGCCAUCCAUCUGGACACUUUUUACAUUUACUCUGGCCCCUUCCUUUAUCUCCCUUCCCCUUUGAUAAAGAAGACAAGAAUCCAGGUAGUUAUCUUCCAGCUUACAUCCCUCUUUGGGGAGGCUAUUUAACCCCAGUUUGACAGCCAGUCAGGGUUUCUUUAAGCACGAUGUGGAAGACCAGGAUCCUCCUGCUGCUGUGGGUGCUUUUGGCGUCCGGCGAACUCCAGCAAGAGACGGAGCCGCGGAGACUCCCACCCCCGGGAAAGUUGGAUUUCGGUUAUGUGCCUGCGGGAGUUUACGAGACACUGGCCCAUUACGAACCGGGACCGAUAGGGAUCCUGUUCCACAUGGUGCACGCUUUUCUGUAUGUCGUGCAACCCAACGCUUUUCCAGAAGAUCUUUUUGUCAAACUGGCAAAGGACAAGUUUGGAGCCAUUCACACGGAAUAUCAAAAGCCAGAGAACAUAGUGCUGACCCUUCAGGCCAUCUACUACGAGAUAGGCUUCCUAGUAUGUGCGGCAGUGGGCCUGCUGUUCGCCAUUCUGAUGCCGAUAGUCGGCCUCUUCUUCUGCAUGUGCCGCUGCUGUGACAACUGCGGUGGCGAGAUGCAUCAACGCCAAAGGAAGAACGCAGACUGCCGGCGUGGCCUGCUGGGAACACUGCUCUUCUCCACCUCACUGGUCAUCACGAUCGGAGUACUGUGUGCAUAUGCUGCCAACCAGAACCUGAGCUCUCAGGUGAAGAACAUACGGAGAUUGGUCAACAGCAACAUGAGGGACCUGCACACCUUUGCUAAUGACACGCCAAUGCAAAUUGAUUACCUAAUAUCCCAAUACGCCACAGCCAAGAACAAAGUCAUCUAUGACCUAGAUAAUAUAGGUCCAUUAUUGGGUGGAAGGAUACAUGAUCAGUUGGAUAAGGAGGUUCAUCCUGCCUUGGACAGAGUGCUCAGUAUGGCUGGAGUGAAAAUCCAGAGAGCCAUCAAAGCCAUGCGAGAAACCAAGGAGGCCCUGGAAAACGUCAGUGUGGAUCUGGAGGUCCUCCAGGAAGGAACAGGGAAACUCAACUUCAACCUGAGCCUUGUCCGGAGCAGUAUCAACCGCACCCUCAACGACCCGGGCUGUCAUGACGAGAAGUCAGACGCCACCUCUGCCCAGCUGUGCCGCAACAUCCGCCAGUCACUGUCCCAGCUGCAGAUCAGCGCCAACUUCACACGGCUAUCCAAUGUGAACGCUCAGCUGGAAAAGGUGAACGAUGUAUUGAGAACGGACCUCAGUGCUAUCGUCCAGAGAGGCUACUCCUCUUUGAAUGACACGCCACAUAUGGUGAUUGAACAGACCAGAAGUGUUGUGGACAGUGUACAGAGUUUGGUGGAUGGCAUUGGCAAUAACAUCAGCAGCUUUUCCAAGGUAUUUCCUGUGCAGAGUUGCCUGUCCAACUUCACCAUCUUCAUUAGCCAUGCCCAUGCCAAGAUUGAGGAUUACUACCCUGAAAUUGACAAAAUGGACUUCUACAGGUGGAUUGGCUGUAUUGCUCUUUGCUGCAUGGUGGUCCUGGUCCUGGCCUUCAACUACCUGGGCCUGCUGUGUGGGACCCUGGGAUACGACAAGCAUGCCUCACCUACGACACGAGGCUGCAUCUCCAAUACAGGAGGAACAAUGCUCAUGGCUGGCGUUGGAUUUAGCUUCAUCUUUUCCUGGGUGUUAAUGGGAGUGGUGACCACCAUCUUCCUGGCUGGAGGAAACAUGGAAAAACUUUUUUGUGAACCCUUCCACACCAAAGAAGUCUUCAAGGUUAUUGACACCCCAUAUCUGGUCAACCCAGACUGGAAGAACUUCAUCCCUGGCUACAUGUACAACGACUCCGACCUGGAGCUGACGGCAGAGAGCUUGUACAGUACUUGCAAAGAGAACAAAGGCAUCUACUCAGCCAUGCGCCUGGACAAAGUCUUCAAUAUCUCCUCUUUCCUGAACACUACAGUGUUUACUAAGGAUGUGGUAAGUCAGCUGGAAAGUGUUAAGAUCGACCUGAGGGGAAUAAUCCUGUUAGAGGCAGAGGGGAAGCAGAACCUCCUGGAUUUCUCUGAAGCGGGGCUGUCAGAAAUCAACUAUGCAGACUACUUGGAAGAGGUCAACAAAGGAGUCACUAUGGUGGACCUGCUCUCAUUUGCCAGAGAGCUGGAGGCCCAGACAGACCUAAUGCCCAGAGGCGCUCUGCAGACCGCUCUGAAAGGCCACAUCAGCACUCUGCGGCAGAUCCACAGUCAACAGAUCAUCCCCAUGGAGCAGGCCAUGAAAUAUGUUAGAGCAAGGAGCGCAUUGAACCAGAGUAUGAGGUUCCUGGAGAGAACAGCCUCAGACCUGCCAAACAAAGUUUUAGCAGUUCUUGAUGCCAUUGAAGCUGCCCAGUACCUCAUCUCCCAGAAUUCCACACAUUUAAUCAAUCGGGAAACAGGAAAAUUCACAGCGACCAUUGUUGGCUACUUCCAUCAAUACAUUGAAUGGGUCAAAACAUCUUUGGCCAUGGAGGUUGCACCGUGCAAGCCCUUCAGCAACAUGGUGGACACAACGGAAAUCAUUGCUUGCAGUUUCUUGGUUGACUCCAUGAACACAUUCUGGAUGGGCCUGGGCUGCAGCACUCUCUUCCUGCUCCCGAGCAUUAUCCUAGCAGUGAAACUAGCCAAGCACUACCGCAGGAUGGAAACAGAAGAUGUUUACGAUGACAUUGAGACAAUUCCCAUGAAAACUAUGGAAAUUGGUAAUAAUGGUUAUCAUAGUGAGCGCUCACAAGGUAUCCCAAAUCCUAUGAUGACAAGCAUCCCUACCUAUGACACUAUGAACAGGUUCCCGCGGGCCUCGGCUCCUCCAAGGCACAUCGACUGGUGACAGAGAGCCGGCUCUUGUUCUGGCUCCUGAAAGUGCCCUUGAAAACUGGAACUAAAAUACACCAUACUUCACAGUUUCAUAACCCCUCGGACCAGCAGAAGCUCAAUAAAAGAUGGUUUCCUUACAACAGAAGAAGAAGAACACACAAAGCCAUUUGGGUGUUUUUAUCUUUAGCGGACAUCAAACUCUUCUCCCUCAGCAUCAAUCUGAGCCAGGCUUGUUCUGCAUUUUUUCAAAGGACUGCUGUGUCUGCGUUUACAUUUGUUAAGACACAAAACCAAGCUGAAAAUACACUCGGCAAGAGCACAUGACAAUAACUGUGAUGCCUGUUCAUUUUAAUGUCCUUGUUUGUACAUAAGAAGACAGUGGCUGAAAGGUCACCCGAAGGUCGUGGAAAGCUGUUUCUCCUGCACUUUGAAUGGAUGUAUCACAUUCAACACAAGCUUAUUUUAAAAGUGGGACAGUCUGUCAAUACAACUGUGAGGAAAGUUAAAAGUACUGUUUUGUUGAAAAUGGCACAUCCUUUUUAACUGCAGCAUGUGUAAAUUGGUGGGUGCGAUACCUUAAUGACUGAGAACUGGAUGAUUUGAACAAAGUGGUAAAAACAAAAAAAACAAAAAAAAAAACGAAACAGGUUGUUCCCAGGUGGAUUCUUGUGAUUAAAAUGAAGAAAUUUAGCAUGACUUUUUAAAAUGUUUACAAUAUUACAAAACAUCCAGAGUUUGACUGGUUUGGGGAAAAUUGCAAAUGACUGGUUGCCUUUCAGAAGUAUGUGUCAACCUGGCAUGUUGAUAGAUAUGCUCCUUCUCAAAGGGAAAAUCCACCCACGGAUGCUCUUACACUGUUGAAAAUCACCAAUCUGUGAUGUUAAAUGUGUACAAAGAAUUAUUUUGUGUCUAAAACGUACUUGAUACUUUUACUUUUUUAGCAUACCCAUUUUCCCUUAACCUGUGGCAUCUACUUUUGUGCUAGGUCUUCAUUUCCUACAUUUCCCAGAAUGCCUUUAAACAAAAAUUAUUAUUAAAAAAGUGAGACAAACUUAUCAUCAAUGAAUAAUAUGGCUUGUCGCUGCAUUCUGGUCUACUAAGGCUGAUGUCAAUUUGUGUGCUAAUUUUUUUUGCCACCCGAAAAACUUAAAAGAUAUCCAAUAUAAGAAAAAUCAGAAAGAAAAAGAAUUAGAAUCAGACAACAGUAUUUUAUUUAUAUUUUAUUAUACACAACAGAAAUAUGUUUGUUUUUCUUUCCUGUCUUGUUAAUCAUCUUGAGACCCCUCAGAUUUAUCUUGGAACCAUUUAGGGAGCCUCACCCCCAGGUUGGGUACCAAUGUCUCCAUUGUAGAUGUGCUGGAAAUAUCUAACCAUAACAUCCUGCCAUCAAAGUUUGGCCAUUAAUCACAGGAGUACCAACAAUACACCACCAAACAACAAAAUCAAUCAAAAAAAAUGCAUCACCAAAUACCCAUUACCAACAAUGAAAGUAUUUGGGGUGGAUUUUCCCUUUAAAUCACACGAUAAAAUCAGAGCAUGACUUCUUAAUAUAUCACACACUAUGACAGUGUCAUAGUGUGAGGCUUAUAGAUUGUUCCCUAGGUGAUGAAUAGAUUAAUAACACAAGCUAUCAUGUGGAGUUCACUAACAUGACAUUUUUACUGAGAUCUUUCUUGCUUUCACAGUGGUGAUACUUUUAAAGUGGAGAAAUAAUUUCUCAAGCCAAAUUGUUUUUUUUACUGUAGGUCUCAGGUCUUUAGUGGUCUAUCAGUUAUGUGCUUAUUUUAUUUCUGCUUUUUAAAACCCCACAGUAGCUAUGGAUACAUUUAAAAACUAUGGAACGAGUGAAUGUAUUCAAGAGCUAUUUUUUAUUUUGUAUUACUUGAAAUAUGCUGAACUCUAUCACUAACGCAUUGGUCAAGCCAAUCCAGUUAUCCCACCCAGCUUGCCUCCAUGUUUACAGGUUAGAUUUGCAGCAGCUGUCAGCAGUAAUUGUGGUGAGAAAUUAGACAAUCCAUUCAUGGCCCAUAGGACAAGUGAGCACUGUCAAUCAAAUAGUGGAAAACCAGUAGAACGCUUUAUGGUUUACACAGUUGAUAGUGUUGAUGCACACAGUGAAAAAAUAAUGUCCUUCUUAACACUGAAAGUUUGAAUUUUAUACUUGUGUCUGGAUGCGCUAACAGUGCAAUAGCAGAAUAAGCUAGCUUACAGUACCUACCUUACAGUACCAAAUGUACCAAAUUCAAUAUUUUCAUAUUUUAAAGUGGUCAUAUUAUGCUGGUUUUCAGGUUCAUAAUUUUGUUUUGGGGUUGUACCAGAAUAGGUUUACAUGGUCAUUUUCAAAAAACACCAUAUUUUUACUCAUACUGCACAUUGAGCAUUAUCUCUUUUCACCCUGUUUCUUGAAUCCUCUCACUUCUACUCUCACUCUAACUCCCUUUGGGCUGGACUUUGAGCUUUUUCAUUUUGCAAACCUGUUGCAUGCACAAAAAAUAUAUAACACAAUAAAGAAAAGGGGAAAAGCCAAAAAGCAUAAAAUGACCACUUUAUUAAAAAAGAGCUGCAGGAUUUUGAAAUAACUUUGAUGCUAGCUUUUUCAUCAGCUACCAUCAGCAUCAAAGUUGUGUGACUUGAUCCAACAAAACCAACUGAUUAGCAUUGAAAACUACAGAAAAUAUUUGAUCUCCUGUACUUUGUUCCCUUUUUAUGACCAUUUUUAAUCAAAUCAUAUAGCCCACAGUUUUCAUAAUUUUAGAUAAUGGUUUUGGCCAUACAAAGAUACUAAUCCAGGCUAGUUAGCUAGUAGCUACAGCUUGAAAGCUAGCUAACUUUCUUGUUCUACAUACAGUAGCUCAUAUACUAGUACAUACAGCACUGUAUACUACAAUAUACAUAGUAAUAGUAUACAUAAGUAGUGUGCAGUAUAUACAGCAUAUACCAGGAAAAAAUCUUUCCGUGGUGUAAAUACAAAAUGGCUUCAGUUAGCAAAAGAUUAGUUGACAGUUUUUUACUUGUUUCAUUGUAAUACCCAGUUUGUUGUUAAGAUGGACAUUUUUGAAGAAUCUGUGUGCUCACUUUGACAGGACUAUCAUUGGUUUUCUUGUCUGCUAGAGUCUGGAUGUGACCCAUCUUGGGAGAAAAGCUGUAUGAUUUUACUAAGUGCUUAAACUAGAUAGCAUGUAUCCGAACCCUGGAUGGAUGUGUCAGGACGGAUACAGUGGUAACUGGUUUGAACUGUGAUGCUCCAAAGUUGGGCACUGACGGAAGAGGAACUUUUUAUGUGGUGGUGAAAAGAGAGUGUAUAAAUUGUGAAUAAACUUUGAAAUUCAA
Molecule: messenger RNA, 6576 nt
Organism: Siniperca chuatsi (mandarin fish)
Lineage: Eukaryota; Metazoa; Chordata; Actinopteri; Centrarchiformes; Sinipercidae
Gene: prom1a
Product: prominin 1a
Exons: 30
Coding region: 542-3259 (905 amino acids)
Cellular component (GO): prominosome; apical plasma membrane; microvillus
Molecular function (GO): cholesterol binding
Source: RefSeq, a predicted model, not a curated record